CGAAGACGAUUAACAGGAUCCCCCAUCAUUGGGGAGACCCCGUCUGCUCCGCCAGAGCAAGUCAUCUGUAGCCGCAACACGGGGUGGUGGUGGUGGGUGAGACUCCGCACGGCUCUCCCGCCUUGCCCGUCUCACGCAUAUCGAGGUCGCCCGGGGGUUGUGGGGUGGCAGGUGUGGAGAGUGGCAGCUGAGAUAGAGACGUGCCGAGAGGGGUGUGGGUUGGAGAGAGAAAGAGAGAGCGAGAGACGUGGUGGAUACGCGGAGAGGGAGAGGCGCGGGAGGGACGUGAAAGGGGAGAGGCGCGCCGAGGAGAGAGAUACGUGCACAGAGGGGGAGGAGAGAGAUACGUGCACAGAGGGGAGGAGAGAGAGAUACGUGGGACGAGACGUAGAGAUCGUGAGAUCAAAGAGAAAGGCGUGGGGAGUGUGAGGGGGAUGGAGGGAUACGUUGUGUGUCGAUGAAGGAAGAAGAGGAGGAGAUGUGAAGGCGGAUCGGGUCUGGUUGCGUGGCUGAGCGACGCCUCACACGUCCGGGAGAGGCGAAGAGAGGCGAGGCGACGCGGAGCAGCGAGCGGAGAUGCCUGGUGGCUGCCACCCCCUGUCUCUCUCCUCGUGUCUCCUGCUCCACCCCCCACUGUGUCUGUCCCUUUGUACCCGCCCCAACCCCAUCGCGUCCCAUGUGCUGCAGCAGUGUGCCCGAGUGUUGUGACAUCGCGGUGCCGCCCGGAGCACACGGAGGGGCGCGCUCUGUCUCCACCACGAGCGCCUCUCAUGAGCACCGCCAGCAGCAGCUUCAGCAACAGCAGCAACAGCAGCAGCAGCAGCCGGCGCUCAUGUUCGGCACAUCACGCGAACAGCAGCAGCAGCAGCAGGGGGGCUCGGCACCCGCAGCAGGAGCAAGGGACACGGUUCUGUAUGGGCAACUCAUUGUGCUGGGACACAAUGGCUGUCUCCCCCUGGGCGACAAGGGGCGCAGACGGAGUCGGUUUAACCUCUACCGCAGGUCAAAGGCCAACGGGGUCAAGCCCAGCACAAUGCACGUGACCCCAACCCCCCAGGCGGCCAAGGCCGUGAGCAGCAAGGAGCAGCACAGCGUGUCGUACACGCUGUCGCGCAGCCAGACUGUCGUGGUGGAGUACGCGCACGACAAGGACACGGACAUGUUCCAGAUCGGCCGCUCAACCGAGGGCCCCAUCGACUUCGUGGUCACGGACACGCCGGCGGGCAAUGGUGGUGGGGGGGGCGGUGCAGUUGGCCCCUCCACGGGGGGCGGCCCUGGCGGAGGGGGAGGGGAGGACGCGCACCUGGCAGCCCAGAGUACGAUCUCGCGCUUCGCAUGCCGCGUGGUCUGCGCGCGCACCGCGCCGCACAGUGCGCGCAUCUACGCGGCCGGCUUCGAUUCUUCACGCAACAUCUUCCUCGGGGAGAAGGCCGCCAAGUGGAAGAGCGUAGCAGGCCAGAUGGACGGCCUCACCACCAACGGCGUGCUCGUCAUGACGCCGCGGCAACCGCCGCCGCACACUGGGGCCCCCGAGGGCGCCGGCGAGCCGAGUCCCGGCACAUGGCGUGAGAUCUCAGUGUGCGGCAAUGUCUACUCGCUCCGCGAGACACGCUCCGCACAGCUGCGCGGACACCUGGUGGACUCGGAGACCAACGUGCUGCGCGACGGCUCCCUCGUGGACCUGUGCGGCGCCACGCUGCUGUGGCGCACGGCCGAGGGGCUGGCGCGCGCCCCAACUCUGCGUGAUAUCGACGCGCUCCGCCAGGAAAUCAACGCGGCGCGACCGCAGUGCCCCGUCGGCCUCAACACCCUCGCCUUCCCCAGCUUCCGGCGCCGCCCCGGCCCCACUGCCGGCGGUGGCUCCACCGCCAGCGGCGGCCCCACCAGCUGCACCGCGGCAGCAGCAGCAGCAACAUCUGGAACAACCGCAACAACCGCAGCAGCGGCGGCGGCGGGAUCCACUGUGGCCAACGGAACCGGCGGUGGCGUCGUUGACGAGGACCGGCAGCCGUGGGCCUACUUGGCGUGUGGACACGUGCACGGGCGGCAUGAGUGGGGCCUCCGCGGCGGCGGCGGCGGCAUCGGUAACGUCACCGGCGGCGCCGGCAGCAACGGUGGCGCAACGGAAGCCGGACGCGAGUGCCCGAUGUGCCGCGCCGUGGGGCCCUACGUGGCGCUGUCCCUGGGCCGCGAGCCAGCGUUCUACGUGGACGCGGGCCGGCCGGCGCACGCGCUCUCGCCUUGUGGACACGUGUGCUCCGAGAAGACGGCACGGUACUGGGCGCGUGUGUCGCUCCCGCAUGGAACCCACGCCUUCCACGCGGCGUGCCCGUUCUGCGGCACGGCGUUCAGCGAGGGCGAACGUGCCAGCGUCAGGCUCAUCUUCCAGGGCCCUCUCGACUGACGCGUGCGGCCGCCCUUGCCGGGACGCACCUCCGCCACCCCUUCCCUGCGAUGGGCUCUAACGCUGACCAAACGUCCAGAUUCGAGCCACCCUCCAACCCCCCCGACCCCGGCACCCAUAAAUAGGAGGCCAACCUAUGAAGGGACACCAAGUCUGCCGGCAGUCCGAGCGGUGCGUGCGUCACUUCCCGUAGGGCUUAAAGCUUUCUGAACAGCCUCCCCGUUUUUCUGGAACGAGUCCUAGUGGUUAGUUUCAGUGAGAUUGUUCACGCAGUGUCAUCCACCAAGGCAUUUGCUGAAAUAUGUAUAUUUUUUAUUUAGUUAUUUUUUUCACACAUUGGCAGUGGGCGGAGCUACGUUAGUAGUGGGCGGAGCUACCUGAGUAGUGGGCGGGGUUAUCUGAGCAGUGGGCGGGGUUAUCUGAGCAGUAGGCAGAGCCAACUCCGAUCCUCUGAGCCACCUGUAACCUCGUAUUUCCGCGAUUGGUAAUUUUCCCGUUAAAAUGCAAAUUAGGUUUUUACUCACUGUACUGCACUUGCCCAAUGAUUGUUAAACGCAUACCACGUGUAGAAUCACAGCGCUGAUGUAAUUUUAAUUGCGGCUCCCUGUGUCACACAGGGCACACACACACGUGCACAUACGACAAUAUUUCUCCAUGUGCAUUAGAGCUGGUUCUACAUCACGUGGAACAUGUUUAGCAAUCAUCAGGCUUGCGCAGUGUGUAAAGACUUGAUUUGUGUUUUGACAGAUGGUGAAUUUGGGUUGACUCAGACUUAAAUGAGGACCUGAGUGUGGUAGUGAACAUCGGGGUGAGCAUGAACACGAACCUGGCAUUGAUACAUGCCGCUCUUUCUUUUUAUUUGUAAACACUCUCAACUCUGGGUGUGAACUUUACGCCAUGGAUGUGAAUUAUAAUCGCUGGACGUGGAUUCGAACUCUGGAGGUGGAUUCCAUUCCUGGAUUUAAACUUUUCGGAUACAUUUGAGCAAGUGUCUGGGGUGACGAGGAAUGGACACGGACCUGUGGAUUAAGCAAAGAAAACACUGAAUUAAUAAUUCACAAGACUUUCAAAUUCGCAUGAAUACCUCAUCAUAAAGAUCGUCAUCACUGUCAUCGUAAUCAUCGUAAAUGUCAUCAUCGUUGCCAUGAUCAUCCUAACCAUCAUAAUAAUCAUCACCAUGGGCCUGAUCAUCGACCACAUCGAAGCUUCGGGAAUGAAUGACUCGCGCGAUUUGAGCUGCGUCUAUUUUUUUGGGGUGCACAUUGGAAAAGCGCGCGUUGCUUUGAGGGGGAGGGUAGAGGGGGGGAGGGCGGCGGGCUUGGGGGUGGGGGCUGGGGUGUAGGGAUGGUGAAUCAUGUGAAUCGUGUGAAGGAAAAUGCAGAAUACAAUUCGCACACAGUGAUGGAUAAACGCGUCACCACCGCCAACAUCAUCAUAAUCACCCCCCUCGUCACUGCUAUUACUGCCACGUGAUGUGUGCGUGUGCGUACACUGGGUCAAUGCAGAGCAAUAUGCAUACACGCAGCAAUAUGCAACAUUCCAUACACCAGCAUGGACAACAUACAUACACGCGUACAUAAAUACGCACACCCUACAUACAUGUACAAAAACGUAAAGACAACGAUCCCCUGUAUAGCCUUUAACAGUCUGUUUGGGGCAAUUUCUGUUUGUGAGCACCUAUGACGACCGACACAGCACACGAGGGGUGGUGUGGCCAGAACCAACAGCAUCAUCAUCAUCCACACAACAGCAUCAGCAUCAAUGCAACCACAUCACCACCAACACAACUGCAUCACUGUCAACAUAACAUCGUCACCAUCCACACAGCAGCAUAGCCAUCAUCGACACAGCAGCAUCGCCACCCACACAAACGCAUCACCGUCAACACAACAGCGUCAACACACAGCAGUCGCAGCAGCACCACUGCUAUCCCCACAAUGGGUUGUAGUCCACAGGAUACCACCGAAGGUGGCAAAACUUUAGUACCGAUUUAUUCAUACGGCUAAAUACGAGUGAAUUACUGGAUAACCCUCACUCCAAGUGGUAUUCACAUAUUUCGAUUUAAAGCUUUCGUGACUGCAGGGAUUCAUCUUCUUGGUUCUUUCGGUAAAGUCACGUAGAAGGGAAGUAA
Molecule: messenger RNA, 4535 nt
Organism: Lethenteron reissneri (Far Eastern brook lamprey)
Lineage: Eukaryota; Metazoa; Chordata; Hyperoartia; Petromyzontiformes; Petromyzontidae
Product: E3 ubiquitin-protein ligase pellino homolog 2-like
Biological process (GO): protein polyubiquitination; regulation of Toll signaling pathway
Molecular function (GO): ubiquitin protein ligase activity; protein binding
Source: RefSeq, a predicted model, not a curated record